This is a messenger RNA of Bubalus bubalis (water buffalo), 7044 nucleotides long. It is a transcript of the gene KLHL24, whose product is annotated as kelch like family member 24. The coding region runs from base 383 to 2185 and encodes 600 amino acids. The record is from RefSeq and is a predicted model, not a curated record. Gene Ontology annotation, molecular function: protein binding. NCBI's taxonomy places the organism in Eukaryota, Metazoa, Chordata, Mammalia, Artiodactyla, Bovidae. The transcript has 9 exons.
UUUCCUUUGUUGUGAGCUGUGGAAGGGCUGGUGGCUUCAGGAGACGCCGGCGUUGGAGAGAGUGCUGCGCCGCCGGCUGCUCAGGGACCGCGGGGGCCGCCGCUGUUGGCCACUGCUGCUGGCUUCUUCCAGCCUUCGCCGAGAGGGUUCCUGUAUUCUAAAGGAAAAAUAAACUUGAUUGCAGUACAACUACAUUCUAAGAUCAGUUCUGUUACUAUAUAUCUCCUUUGGACUUUGUACACUGACCUCCCCUGUCCCCUGGCCUUAACUAUUAGGUUGGUGUGGAAAAACUGGGGCUUUGAUCAAGCAAAUGCUGAAAAGCCACAUAAAGAAAAUCUGUUACAGUUAUUUCUCAACAAUUAUAUAGUCAACUGAUGUAACAAUGGUACUAAUAUUGGGACGAAGACUAAACAGAGAGGAUCUUGGGGUGCGUGAUUCACCAGCAACAAAGCGUAAAGUUUUUGAAAUGGACCCUAAAUCUCUGACAGGCCGUGAGUUUUUUGACUUCUCUUCAGGAUCAUCCCAUGCUGAAAACAUCCUCCAGAUAUUUAAUGAAUUUCGAGAUAGUCGUUUAUUUACAGAUGUUAUCAUUUGUGUGGAAGGAAAAGAAUUUCCUUGCCAUAGAGCUGUUCUCUCAGCCUGCAGUAGCUACUUCAGAGCUAUGUUCUGUAAUGACCACAGGGAAAGCCGAGAAAUGUUGGUUGAGAUCAAUGGUAUUUUAGCUGAAGCUAUGGAAUGUUUUUUACAGUAUGUUUAUACUGGAAAAGUGAAGAUCACUACAGAGAAUGUACAAUAUCUCUUUGAAACAUCAAGCCUUUUUCAGAUUAGUGUUCUCCGUGAUGCAUGUGCCAAGUUCUUGGAGGAGCAACUUGAUCCUUGUAAUUGCUUAGGAAUCCAGCGCUUUGCUGAUACCCAUUCCCUCAAAACACUCUUUACAAAAUGCAAGAAUUUUGCAUUACAGACUUUUGAGGAUGUGUCCCAGCAUGAAGAAUUUCUUGAACUUGACAAAGAUGAACUGAUUGAUUAUAUUUGUAGUGAUGAACUAGUUAUUGGCAAGGAGGAGAUGGUUUUUGAAGCCGUCAUGCGUUGGGUCUAUCGCGCUGUUGAUCUGAGAAGACCACUGUUACAUGAGCUCCUGACUCAUGUGAGACUCCCUCUGUUGCAUCCCAACUACUUUGUUCAAACAGUUGAGGUGGACCAGUUGAUCCAGAAUUCUCCUGAGUGCUAUCAGUUGUUGCAUGAAGCAAGACGGUACCACAUACUUGGGAAUGAAAUGAUGUCUCCAAGGACUAGGCCACGCAGGUCAACUGGCUAUUCUGAGGUGAUAGUUGUCGUUGGAGGCUGUGAACGAGUUGGAGGAUUUAAUCUUCCAUACACUGAGUGUUACGACCCUGUAACAGGAGAGUGGAAGUCUUUGGCUAAACUUCCCGAAUUUACCAAAUCAGAGUAUGCAGUCUGUGCUCUAAGGAAUGACAUUCUUGUUUCAGGUGGAAGAAUCAAUGGACGUGAUGUCUGGAUUUAUAACUCACAGUUAAAUAUUUGGAUCAGAGUUGCUUCUCUAAAUAAAGGCAGAUGGCGUCACAAAAUGGCUGUCCUCCUUGGUAAAGUAUAUGUUGUUGGAGGCUAUGAUGGGCAAAACAGACUUAGCAGCGUAGAAUGUUAUGAUUCCUUUUCAAAUCGAUGGACUGAAGUUGCUCCCCUUAAGGAAGCAGUAAGUUCUCCUGCCGUGACCAGCUGUGUAGGCAAAUUGUUUGUGAUUGGUGGAGGACCUGAUGAUAAUACUUGUUCUGAUAAGGUUCAAUCCUAUGAUCCAGAAACCAAUUCUUGGCUACUUCGUGCAGCUAUUCCUAUUGCCAAGAGGUGUAUAACAGCCGUAUCCUUAAACAACCUGAUAUAUGUUGCUGGUGGACUGACCAAGGCAAUAUACUGUUACGAUCCAGUUGAAGAUUACUGGAUGCAUGUACAGAAUACAUUCAGCCGACAGGAAAACUGUGGUAUGUCUGUAUGUAAUGGUAAAAUAUAUAUCCUGGGUGGAAGACGGGAAAAUGGAGAAGCUACAGACACUAUUCUCUGUUACGAUCCUGCCACAAGUAUCAUCACAGGGGUAGCUGCAAUGCCCAGGCCAGUGUCCUAUCACGGAUGUGUGACUAUUCACAGAUACAAUGAGAAGUGCUUCAAGCUCUGACGCCAGCGUACCUCACCCAGGAAGCCACAGCAAUCCAAGAUGAGAGGUUUUAAAAACUCCAGAGUGGGAACUUGGUUUAUCUCCUUUAUGCCAUAUGCACAAAAAAACAAAAAGAAUAAUUGUCGUGCCUUUCUCCCCCAAAUACCAAUCUUUUAAACUGUAAUAAAGCCUUUUCUGUAAUUGGGGAAAAAGUAAUAGUUUUGAAGGUAAUAGUGGUCUUUGCUUGGGCUGUGAGAGUGUACCUUUGUGAGUAUUUGUAAAAAAAAAAAAAAAAAAAAAAAAGCCUAUGUGGCAUAGGAAAUAAUGUUUGCCUGCAUACCAUUUAGGAAUUUGUGAAUGGUCUCUUCAUUUAUGUAUGUUUAUCUGGAAGACUGUUGAUUCCUUAUUUUGUCACAUAAGUGUGUAUGUGUGUGUAUAUAUAUGUAGAAAAUUGCAUGACAAGUUUUCAUUUAGGUCAAAUCAUGUAAUGCUUAGAAUGCUUAGAAUCAUUCUAAGGAGGGAAAGACAGUUUUAAAAAUCUUUUUCACUAAAAAAUACAUCCAAAUUGAUUAACUUUAUUAUUUUUUUUUCUGUAAUUGAUAAAACAGUAAUGACAACAAUCUGAGUAUCAUAAAAUACUAAGUUAUUGUGACUUCAUUCUUAGAAUUGCUUUCUUAUAUUAAAGAUAUUUUGGGGAGAAGAUACAAAAGCAAGUCCCCUUAAAAUGGGGGUUAAAAUUAAAGAUUAGUUCCUAAGAAAAAGUUAUCUAAGACCCUUGAAGGAAAAAUGACCCACUGUGGCUCUCAAAAGUAUUUAUGUAUCAUCUCUAAAUCCUCUAAGGGAAGCGCCUUUUCUUAAACCUGGCAGAAGAGCUGAAAUCCACUUUGCAAUAUUAUCUUGUGAAAAACAGGGACAGAUUUUCUCCCUAGCCCAGCAGGGUUUGACCUCAUUGGAAUGGUGCUUUGGGUGAGGACCUCUUCCUGGUUAUCCUAUUUUCUUGUGAACAGCUAAAAAUCCUGGGAGUCUCUACUGUUAAGCUGCCCUUAAAGGAUAAAGCAGGGACCACCUAUCUCAGUGGGUCCACAUUUCUUUUAAAGUUGAUUAUCUGAAGAAACCAACAGUAGUAGUAGCAGUUUUCUAAGAUAAAUCUUCAUUUGGUACCCACUGUGUGAAAUAUCGAUCAACAUUCUCACACUUCUCUACAUCAAAUUGCCUUUGUCUAGACGUUUCAACUCCAGUUUAUAAAGCUUGCUAGUUUUCAGAGAAGAGUGUGAAAUUUUUUUUUCUAAGGCAAAUGGGAUGGCAGGAACUACAGCACAAGUGAUUGUUGUUAUUCCUGGGUAAACAGAUACAAUUUACAGUAUUUUAGGGAUGUUCCAGGUAGCCUGCUCUAUUUCAGCUUCCCAGGCAUUAUUGUCAUCUCACAUCUUAAUUAUAUAUUCCUUGCCAUAGGAGAAAUGAUGCAAAUACGUAAUUAUAGUGUCACCAGGUUUUUGUUAAAACCAAAGUAGUAAUCAAAAAACCUAACAUUGAUAAACUUACUCUUCUUUUCCCAUUUUAGAAGAUACAGAGAUUUCAAAUACACUAUACAGUAUCAACUUUAAUGCCUAGCUGGAUUGUGAAUUCUGAGGAAAAUUCUAAAAAACUUAACAAAUUUUAGGGAAUUUUUAUUUUUCAAAUCGUAAUUUGAAAUUACAUGUACCUUUUUGUGAUAAUUGUCAAAGCAAUUCAUAAGCCAGUUUUCUACCAUUUUAGUUGAAAGACAAUAGUAGAUACAAUUGGGAAACCUGUUUUAAUUUUAGAGUAAGCAUCUACUUCUGCAUCAUACCCUUUGUAGGUUAUGGAACCUAUUUAGUUCAGAAAUUCUUUGUGGUGUGUGAGAUAAUGUAUGAGAAAAGUGUUGGUAAAUGCUGAGUACUAUACAAACGAUACUUGUUAUUUUCAUGUGUAUUUGUAAGGUCAUGCCCAUCCGUAAAUAUAGACACUUUCUUACAGAAAAGCCUUUCUCAGUGUAACCUGUAUUUUAGUACUUGUGUAAGUAUUAACUAUUUACUUGUAUUUUGUUAUAUGUUUAUUUUUAAUAUUCAUGUGUUUAUUACAGUAAAUUUGAAAUGAAAUCCUAUAAACCAGAAUUUGUUUAAACAUGGACCUUAUGCCAAUAUUUUUAAAUUUUUUUCUCUACAUAAUUAUAAACUACAUAAUUAGGUCACCAAGAACUUAGCUUGAAUCCUAUGAAAUUAAAGUAACAAUUUUUAAAGUUACCCAACUGAUACUUUAAUUUCCUUUCACUUCCUUUACUGAUUUUUUAUAAUGAGGUUAGCAUAGAUAAAAUAAUGAAGAAUUUUAGGGUAUAAUUAGUAUAUCAAAAGGGAUUUAUCAACAAAAUUGGUGUCAGAUUAUAUUCAUACUGUCAUCACAUAGCUGACAUUUUCUUUUGGUUUGUGAUGCUCAUAUAAGCCUUUGGGUUAGGUUAGUAUGUAUAUACAUGUGUAUAUAUGUAGAUAGAUAGUGUGCUCAAUCUACACACGUAUAUACAAAAACCAAGAACUUCAGCAGUUUCUGGUUUCUGAUCAGAGGAACAUAAAGUAAAAAUUAGUUGAUCUUACUAAAUUCAAUUCCAAAAAAAGAAAAAAAAAUGAUAAAUUCAAUUCCAGACGUUCUGUUUUUUUUUUAUUUUAAUAUUGGGCAUCUCUAGCGUGCUCUUGUACAUACGAAAAUAUAUGAUGAAUAUUAUUAUGAUGACUCAUACAGUCAGAAUCUAUAUAACUCAUACAAUUUACAAGAUCAGGAAAUAAAUCGGAGGGAGAUACAAGUUUGGUAAACAUAGCCAUUGAUACCUCAGUGGGAAAGGAAUUCAAAACUAGGUUUUGUGGAUCAAGAGAAAUGUAUUUUUUUUUUUUUUCCAUGAACUUUAAUCAUUUUUCAUGUGGUUCCUAUAUGUGAGUGAGCUAUAACGUGAUCUAAUUUUUACAACAAAAAGACCUUCCUCUUCUGCUCUAAUCUUCCCACUGACUUUACUGCACAGGUAUGAAAUGGUAGCCUAUUGGAUCUUUAGUAACUUUUUUUUUCCCUAGAUGACUGAAACAUAGGUAUUUACUCCAUUUAAACCAGGUGUUUAAAAAAACGAUGUAAAUACUCAGGGUAUUAACUUGUCAUUUUUGCCUAAUUGGAGUGUUUAAAGUGCCAUAUCUAAGCAACUUUCAGUUCAUAAUUCUAGAGUAAAUUCAGUUUGGUAAAGGGGCUUCACACGUGGUGGUGGUUAAACAUUCACUUUUUUAUAUUUAGAUGAAAAUGUUUGUGGACUGAUACAUUUUCUCUUAGUGAAUAUGAAUUGUUUAUGUAUCUCUACUGUCAUACCCUUUUUGAAACUCAGGAAAGACAAAGGUUCAAUUCUACUACUUUUGUCAGUAUACAAACCAGGUGUGUUAUUUUUCCUGUUGUCUGGAUAUGGCAAUAGAUUUUUUAAAAAGAAAGGCUGUGAGAACCCAUACGUGAAAAGAGAGAGUUGAAUUGUUUGUGCCUUUUGUUUCUUGAGAUUUAUACGUGGAAAGGACAUCAUCUACUCCAGACUGUAUUUUCAAAGAGAAGAAACUGCUAUUUAUGUGGUGCCAAGUGAUAAAAUAAUGUCUCUUAAAGGCUUCCUGUGGACUGCCUUUAUUUUCCUAAGCUCAAGACACCAGUUAACCUCAACAUAAUUUUGGCCUUUAUUAGAAUUUCUGUGCAUUAUAUUGAAAGCUAGGUUUACAUCACCUCACCCCAUUAUUCCUUUUAGUUACAUAAAUAAAUUCACCAUACCAAGAAACCAGAAUGGGGCAAUUUGGUUGGCCUUUAAGGCAACAGGUUUGACUAGCUAGCUAUACUUAUUGUCACAUCUAAUGCUAGGUAUCAGAAACCACUUGAGCCGGAAGUGUGAACUGAUAAUUCCAGAGACAUUGUCAACGUACUUCAUACUUUUUUAAAAAUGUUUUUUAUGGAUGUUUUACAUUUGUGUGAUUGCCUUAGAUAUUAAAUUAGUGCUAAAGAUCAUCAUUAAAAAUGUUUUUAAAUAGCAGUAGUUGUAACUUAUUUUAUAUAUUGUCCCAAAGAAAAGAAUUUGUUUUAAUGUUUUCAAAAUAACUGCAUCUGUAUUUGUUUAUGUGCCUUAAGUUCUCUAGUUCUGUUUCAACUUUUUUUUUAAUCUAAAGUUUACCUUAGAUAAGUUCCAUACUUAUUUCCUAUAAAUUGCUCUUAAAAUGUUUAAUGAGCAUCAGCUAUGUGGUUGCUUGGCAGGAAGGAAAAUGUUAAGAAAGUGGUUCGGUGUUUGGAGUUUUACUAUAUUUGGGAAGGUUUUUUGUUUGAUGCCAAGCUGCUUUUUAAGAUUUUAAGAAAAAAAUCCUUGUAAACAUCAUCAAUAUCUAUAUCCAGUGUCAAAAAAGUAAAUCUACUUACUCUUGUUCCAUUCUUAGGUACUGUUUUUUUGUUUUUUCCUCUACAGACUCUUUCAUUUAUCGUUUUUGAAAAAAUUCUUAAUCUUUCCUACCCCAACACCCACCCCAUGGUUUCUUUAUUUAAAUCUUGUUGAAAGUCUCUGGAGCUAAUCUAAGACAACACAAUUAUAGAGUUGAACAAAAGCAUACUGUGCUUUAUACAACUUGUACAGACCUGUGGCAGCCAGAUGUCAUUUGCUUUCAGAUGCUCCAGUCUUCACAGUAAAAAAAAAAAAAAAUGCUCCGUGUUUCUUUGUUUUCAUCAGUUGCGGCACACUAAUACUUUCAUGUCUCGUCUAAAAUAUACUUUGUGCAUAGUUUUUCUUUAAUUUUUAAAAAGUUGUAUCUAAUAAAAAUAUGUCUUUUAACCAUUAUUACUUGACUACAGUUGUAUUAAAUUUUAUUUACCAAAAA